AAGCUAAAUGGCGAAUGUUUAGAGGUGGAGGACCGAGCUGAAUCCGUCCGAGAGGAGCCUGAAAAACUGUCCGUGGAAAUGUUACUGUCAGUACCUCGCAAAACACCAACUAUGUCCUCAGCUGUGUAUGUCUCCCUUCUCUUUUGGUGCCUCCGGGACAUCGUUGAUGGUGUUAAAUGUAACUACACGUUAGCGCACAGUUAGCCCCCAUUGUCAGCCGUUUUCCCUCAGAGUCGGAGAAGAACUGUCCCCACCACAGAACGUGACCAUGAUCGCCUUGAACACCAAUUACACACUGAACUGGAACUGGGACCAGAGUCCUGCAGGGAGUCAUGCUGUGACCUUCACCGCACAAUAUGUCGGGAAGUACAAGCUGAAGUCCAAGAAGGGUCCAACCUGGUAUACAGCUUGUGAAGAGACAUCACACAGGUCAUGUGACCUUACACCGUUCAACCUGCACUACCUGGGCAUCUACAUGACUCGAGUACAAGCGAACGCGAAUGGGUGUCACUCCGACUGGGUGCUGUUGGAAUUCUGCCCUGACAAAGAUGCUGCUCUGGGUCCUCCAGCCAAAGUGGACCUUGCUCCUGCAGGAAGUGACCUCGACGUUUUCAUCUCUGACCCUUUGACAAGCUCGAACACCUCCAUGAGGGACACUCUUCGCAAGAUAUACUACCACAUCCUCUACUGGGAACGUUCUGCAGACACACAGGCCUUAAGAACCCAGACGUUAAGCAGUGGUGCCAACUUGGUGACUUUGCCAAACCUGAAGGCCUGGACAUGGUACUGUGUGAGCGUUCAGUCACGUUACGACUUCUACAACAAGAGCAGCAGCUUUACCUUGCCCCAGUGUAUGCAGACUGAAGGUAACACUCCAUGGUGGCAGAUUUUCCUGUACUUCCUGGCCUCUCUGGUGGUGUGCUUCCUGGUCAUGCUGCUCUCACUCUACAGCUCCUUUUGGUGCUACAAGACCGUCAAGACAACUCUGUUCCCCUCCGACCAGCUUCCUCCACACUUCAAGAAGACCUCCCUCCAGCAUCUCUGUGACUUUCCUCACCUCCUCAGCCCGGAUUCAGAAUCAGAGCAGCUGUGUGAUAAGGUGACAGUCUAUGCUGAUCCAGCAGUUCUGGAAGUCCACAACCCUCCUGCUGAGGCCCUGCCGCCACCUCCGUCAGGCCUGGAGCCAGACAGCAGUGGCAGACACAGUCGUCAGGACAGCAGCAGCAGUGGAGACUCUGGAGUUUACUCCACAGGGGGCAGCUCCAACCUGCAGCAGCCCAACAACAGCCAGUCCUCCACAGGGGCUGGAGACUUCCAGCAUGGCCCCUUUGACCCGGAGCAGGUGAAGAUGCAGGAGAUGACUCCGGGGCUUAAGAGCCCACUUCUGAUCACAGAUGAGGGCAUUGUAGACAUCUGCAUCUGAAGGCCUGCUAGGAGAAGUACAUUUGUUGAGAAGAGACAUGAAGCAUGGAUGAUGUUACUUAGGGUGGAGCUUUGUGGAAAAUGUACAGUGUGCCUUUUCUCCACCUGUCACUGUGAAACAAGGAGGGGAUGGUGUUGUAUGUUAUUAAAAAGAAACAAACAAACUGGACAGCAAGCUACUGCUGGAACAAAACUGAUCUGCUGUGGCCAAACCACUUUAGAGCUGACGUCACUCUCUUAAACAGUGCUUUUGAAGAUCCAGAUCCUUAUGUGACCUACAUCUUGGCACCGACCACAAAGUCCUAUCAGUGCUGAUUUAAAUAUGGUGUACAUUUCCUCUCACUUAACCCUGCAUUCAUGCUGUCACCAGCUGGCACGUCCCUCUAAUCUGACUGUGGCUGAGGGGUUUAGAGUAGACCCGUGUAGCAGACUGCAUUCAGAAUUGUUUUCAGAGUAAAAUCAUGGCUUUUAUCUCAUUUAUUGGCAACAAUAUUUAAUGGGUGUGACUGUUCUCAAAGCACUUUUUAAGUUUCAGAGAAGCAAAAUACUUUUUUUAAAAAAGAAAAGAAAGUUAGACCUGAUCCAAAAUGUUAUGGACCACAGGCAGCAGGAGGAGACUUUAAUUUUCUCCUCUGAUGAGUAUAACAUGUUGACACACAGACUCAAUAGAACAAGACCCUAUCCCCUGGAACCAGACGGACCUGUGAAGACCUCUGCUGCCGUGGCCACAUUUGGAACUGCAGGUCACUCAAACUGAUUAAAAGAUAUCUGAAAAGAGAUCCUCUGAGAAUCACUUGCCGUCAGAAUCUGUUGUUGCAUUAGUCGUGUGUGUGUGUGUGUGGACAAUGGUUGAACCCCGCCAGUGAAAGACCGUAAUGAUCAUGUUCUGGGCUCCUCCGGUAGGAAAUGUGAGGUGCGGGACACAAACAGUGAAAGGUGGUGGUGCAGAGCUUGUUGAUGGUCUGUGUGUGAGCAGAACCUGUUGAUAAUGCUGCCUCUGGUGUGAACAUGUGAUGAGAAAUACAUUUCUGUGCUAGGUGUAGCGUGGCAUGGAGACAAAAGGUGGAGGGGACAGUGUGCUUUGGAGGUUUAGAGUAGAUACUUGAAUACUGUAGCUCCGUUGUAAAAACCCUACUUCAUGGCUCAUAGACGCACAUGGACCUUUUGCACUCUCACAGGGGACAGAUGUCUAAACAACACCUUCCACUUCUGGGGUUCACAGCUGAGUGCCAGUCAUGUCAACAUGAAUGUCAUCCUGACAAGACAAACUGGACAUAAACAUUUGAUUGACCAAUAAUCUGUAAUUUUGGAGAAGAACAAUGAAGAAAAAGAUUGACCCUGUGCUACUUCCAUGUCCAUACACCCCUCACCACCUGCUUUCCACUGUCUGCACUCUGUCCAAGCUGAGAGCAGGUGGAGUUAGUGGGAGGGAAAGACAUUCAUGCUUCCUACAAACAUGUGAAUGUAGAUUUUUGUUCUUAUGCCUUAGGCAGUGCUGGCCAUUGCCAGUUAAAGGUAGAACCUACUGACAUAGUGAUAUUUAAAAUGAUUCUGUUGUACCAUGUUUUGCCAAAAUGUCUCCUGUGUGUUGAUUAGCAGACCUGGAAGAGAGAAAUCCACCUUAAACAGGGCACUUAGACCCAAACAUUGUUGAUAUCCACCAGUUCAUUCAAAACAGCUGACCUUUGUGUUUGUGCCUGAGACAAAAGACAGGAAGGACAUAAGAACUUGACUGUCCUGUCCCAUUUUCUAAGACAUCUUAAUUUGAAACCAUUCCACAGGAAAAAGAUAGUCACUAUUAUGAAAGCUAAGCUUUUAAUUUUUGUGUUCAUGUGUGUGUGUGUGUGUGUGUGUGUGUGUGUGUGUGUGUGUGUGUGUGUGUGUGUGUGUGUGUGUGUGUGUGUGUGAGAAAAACUUGCAUUAAUACUUAUACAUUAAUAACACAAGCAUUUAAAUACAUCUUUCUUCUUCCAUGAUGUUGGAUUAGUUGUGUUUAGUUUGUAUCAUACUUUUUUCCAAGUUUGUUUGGAGCUGUUUGUCAUAUAUGUUUGUUUAUUGUGUUUUUAUGUAACAGAACUUAAAGUGUGCAUCUGCACACUUUGAAGUUACAGUUAUCUCUGGAUAUUCACAUCCCAACAUUUACCUGAGUCAUUUACCCAAAUCACUUACAUGACUUCACAUUCAGCAGAUGGAAGUAAGCAAACUUAGCAUACUCAUUUUGUGGAAGAAGUUCAUCCUUGUUGCAGAAUUUUCCUACCCGGCGUUGCUUCAACAUCUUGCUCGUCACUCUUUGGUGCAAUGUUUGUUGAAACUGUAUAUAAGCGUCUUGUGAAGCAGUGUACUGGCCAUGUUAAUGGACAAUCAUAAGAAUGAAAUAAAUCACCUCUUAUACCAAACCUUGGUGUCAAAAUGACUGACUUCA
Messenger RNA from Toxotes jaculatrix (banded archerfish), 3844 nucleotides. RefSeq names its product interleukin 10 receptor, beta (gene il10rb). The transcript is spliced from 9 exons. The record is from RefSeq and is a predicted model, not a curated record. Gene Ontology annotation, molecular function: interferon receptor activity; protein binding. Lineage: Eukaryota; Metazoa; Chordata; Actinopteri; Toxotidae. Bases 269 to 1423 code for a protein of 384 amino acids.